Penicillium brasilianum is the source of this 600-nucleotide messenger RNA. The record is from the annotation of a GenBank genome assembly. Lineage: Eukaryota; Fungi; Ascomycota; Eurotiomycetes; Eurotiales; Aspergillaceae.
AUGGCAUCUGCCGACAAAAAGGACGCCAAGGCGGCGCCUCCUAAGCUCUCCGAUGUCAAGGAUCUUAUCGACGAGAGUACCUUCGAGCAGAUCCUGGAGAUGGACGAUGACGAUGACUGUGACUUCAGCAAGGGUAUCGUCUACGGUUUCUUCGACCAAGCUAAGGCCACGUUCACCAAGAUCAAGACUGCUCUUGACGAAAAGGAUCUCACUGAGCUGUCCCAGCUCGGACAUUUCCUGAAGGGCUCUUCUGCUACUCUGGGCCUCGUUCACGUGCGGGAUGGCUGUGAAAAGAUCCAGCACUUUGGCAAUCGUCUCGACGAGAGCGGAUCCGGCAAGGUGGCCGAUGAUGUCGCCUUGAAGAAUACUGAAAAGACCCUGAAGGAGGUCGAGGUCGAAUACGCCAAGGUCGAGAAGUUCCUACGUCGCUUUUACGGCGAGGAGGUCGAGGAUGAACCCGAACCUAAGCCCGAAGCCAAGGAAGAAAAGAAGCCCGCCACCACUGGUAGCCAAGAGGCUAAACCCACGGAGAAGACCGAGCAGACCGACAAAACCGAUAAGACCGAGGAAAAAUCCAAGGCGGACGAUUCGAAGAAAUGA